Molecule: messenger RNA, 2987 nt
Organism: Vanessa tameamea
Lineage: Eukaryota; Metazoa; Arthropoda; Insecta; Lepidoptera; Nymphalidae
Product: monocarboxylate transporter 3
Exons: 9
Coding region: 323-2251 (642 amino acids)
Biological process (GO): monocarboxylic acid transport; transmembrane transport
Cellular component (GO): membrane
Molecular function (GO): monocarboxylic acid transmembrane transporter activity
Source: RefSeq, a predicted model, not a curated record
CGGCGCCGCUCAGUACACUCGCAACCGGCGACGAAGGCACGCGUUGCCAUUUACAAACAAACUUAUGACGAUAAUAAAUAAACUUAAAAUAAUCUUAUCAUUAUAGUUUUAAGAAGUGUUUAUAAACAUUUGGGCUUUAUGUCUUUAACCCUAAUAAGCUAAAAGUUGCCGAAAAACGCGGUAGUGAAACCGACGCGUUUACGCAUAUGCUAAUAAGCCGGCAUUACGGAGAAUUCGAAAUUUGUAUUAGUGAAGAUUUACGAGUUUGGCGAAUUUGGCACUUAAUAGUGCUAUCCUCUAGGAGUGCAUUGCGGGAUUUACUAUGGUCCAGCGGGUAGCUACAGAUGAGCGUCCAUUCGAGACGCCCUCAUCUGACGAAAGCGGUCUGGGUAGAAGCGACUCCCCCAGCGAUGAUUCGGAGCCAGAAGCGGCACUGGUGGUACCACCAGAUGGCGGUUGGGGCUGGGUCAUAGUGGCUGCAUCAUUCAUGUGCAACUUUCUUGUGGAUGGGAUUAUUUUUUCUGGAGGGAUGUUGCUAGAACCCAUUCAGAAAGAAUUUAAUGCGAGCGGUGGACAAGUGGCACCAGUUAAUUCUUUACUCGCUGGAUUUUAUCUGUUAGCUGGUCCGUUUGUUUCGGCGUUAGCUAACAAAUACGGUUUCCGGGUGGUGACAAUAAUCGGAAGUGUGAUAUCGAGUGCCGCCUUCGCGAUCUCCUAUUUCGCCACCAGCGUUGAGUAUCUCUAUCUCGUUUAUGGCAUCGUGGGAGGACUCGGUUUCUGCAUGAUAUACAUGCCCGCGGUGUUGACCGUUGGGUUCUACUUCGAGAGAUGGCGAGCGUUGGCCACAGGACUCGCGCUGUGCGGUUCCGGCGUCGGCACCUUCGUGUUCGCACCACUUACCGAGACACUCAUCCACGGACUCGGCUGGAGGAUGACCAUUCUUAUACAUGCAGGUUUUGUUCUGCUGUGUCUCGUAUGUGGGGCCCUGUUCAGACCGAUCAACCCAGUACGAGUGACAUUAGCUGAUCAACAGGAAGAAGAUACUUCGCGUCGUCAUGAGGAAGCCGUCGAAAAGCUAAACUCGAUGUUAAAACUUCACAAUAAACUCGAUUCUGGUAUAUCGAUGCCAACAGAGAUGAGAUUUACGAAUAAAGUGAGUCCGCAUACUUGGAUGGGCGUCGCUAACAAUACACGUUAUCCGACCGCUGAAGAAAUAUUUCGAGGAAGUAAUUCCCAUCUCAGCAGACGGUCAUCGGCAACGGCAAGCACAUUGAAGAAUCAUGGCAAUAAACCAUUCCAUUUUAUAGCCGUUCCAGUUGCAGAAAAGGAUGAACAAGAAGACUCUAAUAGCAAUAUCGACAACGCUGAACCUCUAAUAUCUGAAUCAGUUAAAGUAGUAACCAGGGAUGCCAGAUCUCGUCGUUCUCAUAUUGAUUUGGUUGCGAGACCUUUCUAUCGUGAUGACAUCUUCUUCGGCGGCAGUCUAGCAAGAGUACCGCAAUACACUUCUCGAACUUCUCUGGGUUAUCAUCUCCACGUUACACAUGUUCCCACACAAGAAGACGCUCAAGAAGAACACUCUGGCAAAUGCCGACUAUGUCCCGAAGCUGUGAGACGUGCUUUAGCUACAUUAUUAGAUGUCAGUCUAUUUCGAUCACCGACGUUUUUGAUUCUCGCUGUGAGUGGAUUCUUUACGAUGCUGGGAUUCUUCGUACCUUACAUGUAUGUGAAACAAAGAGCGGAACUUAAUGGAGUUGGUAAAGCGAGUAGUCUUAUGCUUGUAUCAGCUAUUGGCGUUGCUAAUAUCAUUGGUCGUAUCGCAUGCGGACUCGUUUCUUCGACACCAAAAGUAUCUCCUUUGUGGUUAAACAAUAUAGCCCUUUCUGCUGGCGGGAUUGCGACCAUGAUCAGUGGACUCUGCUAUGACGAUUUCUAUCAGUUCGGAUAUUGUGCUAUCUUUGGACUUUCAAUUGCGUGCUUCGCAUCACUUCGUUCGAUUCUCGUCGUGGAGUACAUCGGACUAGAGCAGCUGACGAAUUGCUUCGGGUUGUUCCUACUGUUCCAGGGUUUCGGUGCGCUUUUGGGUGCACCAAUCGCUGGCGCCUUAAUGGAUAUGACAAAGAGUUACGAGAUAUCUUUCUAUGUUUCCGGCGGUUUCCUCCUCCUCUCUGCCGUGAUGUGUUAUCCCGUGGACUACAUCAGUAGAUGGGAGAAAUCAAGAAACAAACUCGCUUCGACACCAAAAGUGUGAAAAACAUCAUUUUUGCUCCUGGCUUCUAUGAACCAAGUGAAUAUUACUGUAAAAAAACUAUGAUAGAAUCUGACAUAUGUUUUUAACAAUUGAUAGUCUAUGGUCCGUUUUAGGACGCUUAAAAUCAGUGUUUAUUUAAUUAUGUUUACAUUUUAGUGACAAUUAACACUGCCCUGUACUUUCCACACUUUUAGACUUCCUAUUAACGGUUAAUAUUUUUAAAUGAGAUUUAAAAAACUAGGAAUGGGGUUAAAUCUAUUUUCUAAUUUUUAUGGGACGUUUACACCCUAUAAACAAUUUCAAAAUAUUUCAUUUAUAGGUAUAAUUAUGAGUAAAUUGUAUAUUGUAAAAUAAAUCCGUACUUAUUAUUGUAUAUUUGUUACAGAACAAAAUCGUAUUGCCUAAUGAAUGUGCUCUCUGAUUAUAUUAAAAAAUAGGAAUACAAUAAUUGAAUACAUAUCCUUUGUACUUACAAACAUCACAUACUUGCCAUAAACAAUUUGCAUAUUUAUAACGAUGUAAAUUGAUAAGUGCCUAGAUAUGUGUAGUUACUGUAAAUAUUAUUAAAUCAAUGUUACAGGUAAUUUAUUUAAAACAUACGUAACAUUACUUUCAGUAACAUUGGCCAUACUGAAAAGGAAUUUUGAUGUUGCAAUGACUCGAUCGAGUUAAAUAAAUGCAUUUAAAAUAAUAGUUUAGUAGUAACUUGUUAAAGUACAAAACUCGAUAUAUUAUU